AUGGCGCAACAAGCACAAUCAAUCCCUUUCGUUCAAUCAUAUGAAAGAUUUUAUACUUACCCGCAGAAUCUGAUCUACAAGCCUACAUACAGAGGGGUCUUGAAAGCCUACGACAUGCGUUUGGAGACAGCGGAACCGCCUUUCCUAACACACGAUGAGAGAGAGGUCAAAGUGCAUUUCCGAGACUGGAACCAUGAUGAGAGACGGUUCUUGAACCACCAGGCUAUCAAUGAGGACGAGCUGCGAAAACAGCUUGGUGAACAUUCGCACGUCGAACCAUCCACAGCUGACGUAGAGAGAUUCCUAUACGGCGAGAGCUCAACGGAGCCAUUGAAGAUAACGCCAAGGAUGCUGAAACGAUUGUUCACAUAUUACCAAGUCAUGCCAGCCAUGGUAGACUUCUUGAGCGUCUUUGCACAACGACUUCCGGAGAAGCGCGAAUUAGGGUUCAGUGGCUUCUUUGACCAGGUUACGCUGUCACGUAGCACGGCAGCGCAUGUAACUGGACCGUCCCAGCAGGUGACAGCGAAUAGUAGACAACACCUAGCAGCACGACCAGGCGGUCCUUAUGGACCUGCCGUGAGUGCGUUAGGCUGCAGUGAACGACAAUACCAAAUGUGCUACAACCUGAAAAGAGUCGCGAGAACCAGAGGAGACGCAAAGAGUGAAGUUGAUGAUCAGACUUGGUCGAUACAGCAAAACGAAUUCCACCAUCAAUUUGAUGUCUCGGAAGGUACUGCACUGUGGAUCAGUGCUAAAGGAAGAGUCAAGGAUUAUCGUCAAGAAGUACUGGAGUUGACUGGAGGCACUGCCGGUGUGCCUGAGGAUCUUUCUUUCGAUAGUCGCGAGCAUCGCUUCGCUUCCAGCCUCACAGUUCAUCUCAUGAAUUGCCACUGGGCUUCUCAGGAUUGGCGAGAUUAUGUCAAGUACCUCGAAGAUGCUAUCGAGCAGAAGAGCGGUCACAUCUUGGUAAAUAAGUGGAUCAGUAAUGAUUCUAGCCCUGAAAGUCUCCAAGAUGUUCAGUUUUUCGAAGAGAAGGCCACCAAUGCCGCCAUGGUACUUGACGCAAACAUCGAAGUCAUGACCUCACUGCGAAAUUUUUACGUCAAGCUUCUUGAAAACAAUGACUUUGACAUGAGAGAUCAAUGCGCAGACACGGUCGACUUGUUCAAACAGCAGAUAACCGACAUGAUGCAUACCUUCACGGGGUAUAAGCGGCGAUUGCAAUUGUUGACAGACGUGACAGAGAACAGAAAGAAUUUGUUACUCCAAAAACUCCAAAGUCAUGCGACGAAGAAGAUGGAAGAUCUGACGACCAUGUCAUACCGAGAGACGAUCGUGAUGAAGGUCAUCACCGUUGGGACUUUUGUAUACCUACCAGCUACAUUUGUAUCAGUGAGUAUUGCACAGUAUUCGUACGAGGCGCUGCUAAUUGAAGCCCGAAAGACAUUCUUCAGUACUGAUAUCGUGAAGUACCAGAGCUCACCAGAUGGAAAAGCAAUGUACUCCGGAUUGGCCCUCGAAAGAUGGUUGGAAAUAACUGUGCCAUUAACAGUGAUCACGGUAAUCAUGGGACUCAUCGCAUUCAUCAUCGCUGAUAGGAGACGCAUACGGCGCCUGGCUCCGUCGUACGACGAGAAGAAGGGCGCUUGA
Messenger RNA from Didymosphaeria variabile, 1653 nucleotides. RefSeq lists its product as uncharacterized. Lineage: Eukaryota; Fungi; Ascomycota; Dothideomycetes; Pleosporales; Didymosphaeriaceae. The transcript is spliced from 5 exons. The coding region runs from base 1 to 1653 and encodes 550 amino acids. The record is from RefSeq and is a predicted model, not a curated record.